AUGUCCACUCUCACUCUGCAUAGUAACACCACCGACUCUACGGCCGAGUCUGGCCUUCAGGUCUUACCUGCCCACACCCUGCUAAGGGUCACCCUGCUCUCAGCCAUCCUCGGCACCUCGCUGUUAGGGAAUGGCCUAGUGCUGUCUGUGUUCCAGAGCAAACCACAGCUUCUGCACGUAGCCAACCGUUUCGUAUUCAACCUCCUGCUGGCGGACCUGCUCCAGACGGUGGUGGUGAUGCCACUGGUGAUCGCGGGCAGUGUACCAGGCAUGCAGCCACUCAACAGAGGCCUCUGCAUGGCCCUGGUGGUCUUAGCACACCUCUUUGCCUUUGCUGGUGUCCAUACCAUCGUGGUGGUCUCCAUUGACCGGUACCUGGCAAUCAUCCACCCCCUGUCCUAUCCCUCGCGAAUGACUACCAGGAGAGGUAGCCACCUCAUAGCUCUCACCUGGCUGCUGGGCAUGGUGCAGAGUACCCCGCCACUGUACGGAUGGGGACAGGUGACUUUUGAUGGCCACGCCUUCUGCAGCCUUGCGUGGUCUUCCAGCCCUUCCUACUCGUUGAUGACCACACUGCUCGGCUUCUGGCUCCCUGCCCUCAUCAUGCUGGGCUGCUACUGGAUGGUGUUCCGUGCAGCUCGCCGGCAGAAUGCACUAGUUCACCCAGCCCAUUCCAAUGGCCCACCACGGGGCUGGUCUUGCACCAACACUUCCGCCCACAGCUCUGGAGUCAGGAUUCGGACGCGCCGCUCUCUUUGCCACUGCAAGGCAGCCAGGGUGGUUUGUGUCAUUAUGUCCUCCUUCCUACUCAGCAUGGGGCCCUACAGCAUCCUGGGCACCAUGUCCAUUAGCAGGGCCCCCAGCCCACCCUCCUGGCUCAGUACUGUUGCCCUGGUCCUCUUCUACAGCCAGUGCUCCGUCCAUCCCUACAUAUAUGGGUACCUGCACAGGAGCAUCAGGAGAGAGUUCCUCCGCCUGUUAACUAGCUCCUGCAGUGGUUUGCUGCAACCCAGGGCCUUGCCACUCCACGGUCACCUCACCACCAUGGCCAGGAAGGUUCUCCGUCCUCACUGCACCUCGGGCGCCUCUCGGGCCUGUGCCCUGAGGUGCUGGGCGGAGGAGCCUGCCACUGCACUAACUCCUAUGGACCUGAGCGGUGCUCAGAGCCCCCAGGGCUGCCGUAGGGAGACUGUCUCAACCAGCUGCAGCUCACAGAACGAACUUCCUCUCUUGCCCAGCCAGGCAUCAGGCAAGGGACGGGACUGGACUGAGGCAGAACGAUACAGUUAA
This is a messenger RNA of Hypanus sabinus (Atlantic stingray), 1290 nucleotides long. It is a transcript of the gene gpr101, whose product is annotated as G protein-coupled receptor 101. NCBI's taxonomy places the organism in Eukaryota, Metazoa, Chordata, Chondrichthyes, Myliobatiformes, Dasyatidae. The coding region runs from base 1 to 1290 and encodes 429 amino acids. Gene Ontology annotation, biological process: G protein-coupled receptor signaling pathway. Gene Ontology annotation, cellular component: membrane. Gene Ontology annotation, molecular function: G protein-coupled receptor activity. The record is from RefSeq and is a predicted model, not a curated record. The transcript has a single exon.